AUGAAUUUACGUCGCGAUCAUGGUUCUAGCCAGGCUGCAACACGGUUAAUCGUUGCGAGUCUCGAAGAGAACUUAUCAGCAGAUGUUUUGCAACAAAUUACCGGUGAUUUUGUGCAUGCAUUACAGAAAAUGGGUAGAGAUGGACUGGAGGUUAUUAUUAAUGGUGUAAAAAAAGUUUAUCAUGUUGCCUUAUUCAUAACACUUGGGGAUUAUCCGGCACAACAAGCUUUACAUGGGAGAAAAGAAAGCGUGUCCGCCUUCAAAUUUUGUCCGUGUUGUAAUGUCACAAAUGAGUCGUAUAAAGACAGCAUCGAUGAAUUACCAUCUCAUUAUACGCUUCAGGAUUAUGAAGUAGCAUGCAACGUAAUCGAAGAGUGUAUGAGAGAUGGUGAUGAUCGAAUUAGAGCCUGUAUGCUACUGCUUUUCACACAUACAGCAAGAAGCAUCUUCUUUUACGUCUACCUUUACAGGUACUCGCCUCCGAGAAACGUUGACGUCAUUUGUGUACAUCCUCUUACAUCAUUUUGGCAAACGCAUUACGGAAUCAAUAAUCAAAACAUUUUCUCUUUAUUGUCAAAUUUCGAUGUUACAUUCCAAGUUCUACUAGAUCCCAUGCAUAUAUUACUACAAGGUACUUGCGAU
Molecule: messenger RNA, 642 nt
Organism: Didymodactylos carnosus
Lineage: Eukaryota; Metazoa; Rotifera; Eurotatoria; Philodinida; Philodinidae
Source: the annotation of a GenBank genome assembly